CUGUCAAAAUUGCGGUUAUUGGCGGAAGCGGACUUUAUAAUUUUGACCAUUUAACUCCGAUAAGAGAGAUUUGUCCGGAAACUCCGUGGGGUUAUCCUAGCAGUAACAUCGUUAUAGUUGAGGACCCUCGUGGUUCUCAAAUUGCUUUUCUUUCUCGACAUGGCAUUGGACAUCAAUACAAUCCUUCUGAAGUGCCGUCAAGAGCAAACAUAGCUGCCUUGAAACAUAUUGGCGUGGAAGUUAUUAUCGCCUUUUCAGCUGUUGGAUCUCUUCGAGAAGAAAUAAAGCAUCAAGACUUUAUCCUUCCUGAUCAGGUUAUAGAUCGGACAAAAGGAAUUCGACCUUCUACUUUUUUUGAAGGUGGAAUCGUGGCUCAUACAACAUUCGCCGACCCUUUUAAUACAUUACUUGCCGAAAUUAUUUAUUCCCACCGACAUUGCCUUGGGGAAAACACUACUUUACAUCGCAACAAAACGGCUGUAUGUAUGGAAGGACCUGCAUUUAGUACAAGAGCUGAAUCACACUUAUAUCGAAGUUGGGGAUGUGACAUUGUUAAUAUGUCUGCAUUGCCUGAAGCAAAAUUAGCAAAAGAGGCUGAAAUUGCUUAUCAAAUGAUAUGUAUGUCAACCGAUUAUGAUUGUUGGAAGCAAGAUGAAGAAUCCGUUUCUGUCGAAGUUGUAAUUUCAAAUUUAAAACAGAAUGUAAAUAAUGCAAAAAAAUUAUUAGCAGAAAUAUUGCCAGAUUUAGAGAAGGCGUUAGAGGAAGGAAA
Molecule: messenger RNA, 769 nt
Organism: Racocetra persica
Lineage: Eukaryota; Fungi; Glomeromycota; Glomeromycetes; Diversisporales; Gigasporaceae
Source: the annotation of a GenBank genome assembly